AUGCUCGUACUGCGUCCGUCCAUGUCAUCUCCGUACUACCUCCACAAUACCUCCCCUCGCACUUCCGUGCGACUUCAACAGUACCUGCUGUCGCACGUCCUCUCGUCAUGUAUGCUCUUUGCUGCCGUCCUCCUGGUAUGGACGUGCCUCGUCUCCACCUUUCCUGCUUCCCCGCUUCCUUUCUUCCCCCGCAUCCCUUGCGUUCCCCCCGUCCCCCGCAUCCUUCGCGUCCCCCGCGUUUACCCGUCUCACCCGCGUGCCCCGCGGCCCCAUGGCAGGGCGUCUCUCACCUUCCUCGUCCUCGACAGCAGCCAGUCACAGAGGAAGUCCACUAAAAAACUAUCCCCCACCACCACCCAUUGCCCCACCAUCCCCCCACCCCACGUCCCAGCUCUCACCUUCCUCGUUCUUGACAGCAGCCAGUCCACAGACGCCCCCUUCCCCUUCCUCUCCGCCUUCUCCUCCUCCUUCCAGAAGCCCCACUGGCGCUCGCGCCCAAUCACCGCGCAGCAGCAGCAGCAGCUGCACAACCAGCAGCAGCAGCAGCAGGGGCGGUGGAGAUCCCAACCCCUCGCAGGCGUCUUUGACGUGGUGGCGUAUGGGGCGGUGGGGGAUGCAGUCACGGACGAUACACAUGCGCUGACCACGGCCAUGCAUGCAGCGUGCAGCCAUGCGGCGGAGAAGGGGGUGGUGGCGACGGUGCUGGUGCCGUGGGGUGGUUGUUAUUCCGUGCAGCCCAUCACCAUGCAGGGGCCAUCCCUCCUUCCUACAACCCCCGCUCUCCCUCCCCACCCCCCACCUUUCCAUGCCCUUCAGAUUGACGGGGUCCUGGUAGGUCCAUCGGACCCUACAGCGUACCCUUUUCCCGACUACACCAGCACCUACUUCCCCUACACCAGCGGCUUCCUCUCCUUCAAAAACUUCUCUGGCCUCGUGAUCUCGGGCGGGGGCAGAAUCGAUGGGCAGGGGCAGGAGUUCUGGAAAGCAUUCAGGAACUACACUCUGCAGAAGACCAUUCCGAUCAGGCCGUUUGCAAUCCGGCUGAUGCACUGCAAGAACACGACGGUGGAAGGGAUCUCCAUCUGGAACUCUCCCAUGUAUCACCUCUUUGCGUACACGUGCGAUGGGCUGCACAUACGGCGCUACAAGACCAACUCGCCCAGCAGGAGUCCCAACACUGACAGCCUCAAGCUUGUUGGCAUCAAGAACGCUCUCAUUGAGGAGUGCUUUCUGCAUGGAGGUGAUGAUGAUGUGUCAGUAGUAGCAGUGGGGGAGCUGGUGGCGUAUAACAUCACUGUGAGGAACCUGGAAGCAACUGCAGGGCACGGAAUAAGCAUCGGGAGUGUUGGAUGGGACGGCAAUGUGGGGUGUGUGGCGAAGGUGCGGGUGGUAAACGUGACACUCAUCAACCUGACCAAUGGCAUUCGCAUCAAAACAUGGCAAGGGGGUCUUGGGGUUGUCCGAGAUGUCUUCUACGAGAACAUCCACAUGAAGAACACCAGCAAGGCCAUCAUGCUGAAUCAGGUGUGUGAGCUCAGCUGA
Molecule: messenger RNA, 1542 nt
Organism: Closterium sp. NIES-65
Lineage: Eukaryota; Viridiplantae; Streptophyta; Zygnematophyceae; Desmidiales; Closteriaceae
Source: the annotation of a GenBank genome assembly